Molecule: messenger RNA, 2332 nt
Organism: Daldinia caldariorum
Lineage: Eukaryota; Fungi; Ascomycota; Sordariomycetes; Xylariales; Hypoxylaceae
Product: Pleckstrin homology domain-containing protein
Exons: 4
Coding region: 687-2285 (532 amino acids)
Source: RefSeq, a predicted model, not a curated record
ACUCAAACUUUUUAGGCCACUCCUUUUUUAUUAUUUAUUAUUUUUUUUGGCUCUUGUCCCUUUUCUCCCUUGGUACAAGGGACAUAGGGGACACAGGGGGAUAACGGCGGCAACUGCUAAUGCAGCAUUGUGGGUCAUCUGUUUUCGCUCAACACAACCCGCGACCCGCCUAGACCCACCUAGGUAUCCCUGUCCGACGGUUACCGUGCACAACGCGUAAGGGAAAUACUGUACAAUACCUACCAGGUACUACCUAGGGUAGCCAAAAGUCUAAAUCGUACCUACUCGUACCUACUCCGUUGUCUACCUGGUCUCUGCUACAGUAACAAAUUCCACUGUACCUUGGUCACUAGGAAAGGAAGAAAAAAAAAAAAAGACUGUGCUCCCCUUCCCAUGUCACUCUCUUUCCCAUUAGUCACGAGACAAUAAAUAAAGCCCGGCAGAAGCAGCUGUGCUUCCAUUUGACUUUUUUCCCUUCCCACCCUUCCUGUCGUACUCGACUUCAAAUCCAAGUUUCCUUAUUCUUCCCCUUCCACUUCCAUUUCAAGCACCUCCAAAGAAGACUCCUCCGAGAGACAUCGAAGUGUCAUUUUAUAAUACUACUACUCUAUACCAACAGAGUAGUUUCUUCAUUAUUUAAUUUCCUCUUUCUAGUGAUACCCAAUUUUUCCUUUUAGACAAUCAAAAUGGCAGAGGAACAGAAGCCCGUCGAAGUCGCCGAGACUACCCCUGUCGUCGUCGAGCCCGUUGCUGAGGUGAAGCCUGUCGAAGACAAGCCUGCCGAGAGUGCGCCUGCUGCUGAGGCUACCACUGCUGAGGCACCCGCAGAGACCGCCGAGACUACUGAAGCUGCCGCUCCUGCUGAGGAGGCUAAGAAGGAGGAAGUGAAGCCUAUUGAGGCCGGUACCUUGGAACACAAGGGUGCUCCUGCCAACUUCCCUAAGAACUUAAUCUACUCUAAGCAGCACUUCUGGUUUGGCGCCGACGCCAUUCCCAAGGACAAGCUCGCCACAUACCUCAAGAACGAGAAGGCUACUGAGGUUGCCCACCACGUUACUGCCUGGGCUGCUGAGACAGGAAAGGGUCUCUUCUUCUACGGCAAGGAGAGCGACAAGACCACCCCCCACGGUGCUAUCCAACUGGCUGAGGCUUCUGAGCCCGUCACUGAGGGUGCUACUAAGUUCUCUUUCACUGCCAAGGGCCACAAGCAUGCCUUCAAGGCCCCCACUGCCGCUGAACGUGACAGCUGGGUUGAGCAAUUGAAGCUUAAGAUUGCCGAGGCCAAGGAGAUUGCCGCCACUAUCGCUGAGAGUGAAGCCUACAAGCAGACUAUUGAGAGCCUAAAGCCCACCAAGGAGGUCCCCAAGGAGGAGAAGCCUGCCGAAGCCGAGCCUUCCAAGGAGGAAGCUAAGGAAGAGCCUAAGGAAGAAGACAAGAAGGAAGAGCCCAAGGAGGAGGACAAGAAGGAAGAAAAGAAGGAGGAUGGCAAGGACUCCAAGCGCCGAUCUGCCAGCCGAAAGCGUGCAUCUAUCUUCGGUAACCUCCUUGGCAAGAAGGAGGAGACCAAGAAGGAGACUGAAGAUAAGCCCGCUGAGGACAAGCCCGCUGAGAUCGCUGAGGAUGCUGAGCCUGCUGCUGAGGCCGAUGCCCCCGCAGUUGAGGUUCCCACUAUCGAGACGCCAGCUGCUACAGAGGAAGUCAAGAAGGAGGAGCCCGCCAAGCCCACUCCUACCAAGCGUGCCAGUCUUUUCGGUGGUCUUUCUUUCGGAAAGAAGAAGGUCGAGCCUGAGUCCGCUCCUGCAACUCCCGUUAAGGAUGCCCCUGCCGAUGCCCCUGUCGCUGAGACAGCACCUGUGAUCCCUGCUGUCGAGACUACUGAGCCCCUCUCUACAGAUGUUGCCUCUCCUGCUACUGCCCCCACUGAGACAACUGAUGCUACUCCUGCCACCAACGGUGAGACCAAGGAGAAGGUUGAGAAGCGCAAGUCUUCCCUACCAUUCGGCUUCGGCAAGAAGGACAAGGCUGCUUCUUCUGACGAGGAGGGUGAGAAAGUCAAGUCUCCCCCUUUCUUCUCUAAGCUCCGCCAGACCGUGAAGGGCAAGAAGACUGAGAAGCCUGUUGCCGAGGAGCCCAAGGCUGAAGACAGCAAACCCGCUGAUGUUGCCGAGGAGGCUGAGCCCGCUAAGGAGGCCGAAUCUGCCGCUGCCGCCCCUGUUGCUACUGAGGAGACUCCCGCGGAGAAGCCUGCUGAGUCUACCCCUGCUCCCGUCACCGCUGCCGCAUAGAGUGCGCGCCGCUUUGGCCUAAGGGUCAACAUUUAAUAAUGUUUUCG